Molecule: messenger RNA, 2295 nt
Organism: Xiphophorus couchianus (Monterrey platyfish)
Lineage: Eukaryota; Metazoa; Chordata; Actinopteri; Cyprinodontiformes; Poeciliidae
Gene: sgcg
Product: sarcoglycan, gamma
Exons: 8
Coding region: 169-1041 (290 amino acids)
Biological process (GO): cardiac muscle tissue development; heart contraction
Cellular component (GO): sarcolemma; sarcoglycan complex
Source: RefSeq, a predicted model, not a curated record
GGCGAUCAGCCUGGAUGCGUCUCCCAGCUCUGGAUUUAUGGCACGCAGCUGUUGAGCGCCUGACAGACGAGUGAGGAGCUCGAGCGCUGCUGCCUCUCAAGCUGCUGGGAGCAGCUCAGGAUCUGCUGCUUUGGAAAAAGGAUUGCCGUGCCUCAACACGCAACCCAGAUGGUUCGGGAGCAGUAUGUCAGCACCACCCAGGGCGUCAGCGCCCCCCGGCCCGUGCCCGACCACAUCUACAAGAUCGGCAUCUACGGCUGGAGGAAACGCUGCCUCUACCUGUUUGUGUUGCUCCUCAUCGUCAUCCUGGUGGUCAACUUUGCCCUCACCAUAUGGAUCCUCCGGGUGAUGUGGUUCAACGCGGAAGGGAUGGGACUCCUCCAAGUACACCCCGAUGGAGUAAAGCUGGAAGAAGGCGAGUCUGAGUUUCUUUUCCCGGUCUAUGCUCAGGAGAUUCACUCCAGAGAAGACACUCCCCUAGUUGUGCAUUCAUCAGAAAAUGUUUCCCUUAAUGCCCGCCAUGAGAAUGGGAACGUUACGGGGAGGACAUCUGUGGGUCCCAAAGAGGCUCAGGGACACACUCACAACAUGCUCUUAAACUCCCCCAACAACAACAUGCUGUUCAGCGCAGAUGGCGAGCAGACUUUGAUUGGUCCGGACAAACUCCGAGUCACAGGUCCUGAAGGAGCUCUGUUCCAGCAUUCUGUGGAGGUGCCGCUGCUGAAGUCAGAACUUUUGAAAGACCUGAAGCUGGAAUGCCCGACCCGCUCUGUGACAAUGGACGCACCAAAGGGAGUUCAUCUCAAAGCUCUGGCUGGAAACAUAGAAGCUGCUUCCAACAUGGACGUCAUCCUGCAGUCGACUUCAGGGCUGCUGGUGCUGGAUGCAGAGACGGUGCGCAUGCCAAGCCUGCCGCUGAGCAAAGGAGGCGUUUCUGGAAAUACUCAGGAUCUGUUUGAGGUCUGUGUCUGUCACAGUGGAAAGCUCUUUCUGUCCAAAGCUGGACGAACGUCCACCUGCAGCGAAAAUCAGGACUGCUAGGUGGACUCUGACAGUCAUCGAUUUUCUUUCUCUCUCAAGAAGCAUCUUUUGGGAGGCAACAAGCACAACUGUUUAUAUGGGGCUCAAGUUUUCUUCCUUUUCUUUUUUUAAUGCUCAGACCCAAGUGGGUCUGCAAUUUUCCCACUUACACAUUAAGCUGUGUAAAAAUUAAAAAAUGCAUCCUGCCACGCCCCGAAACACAGCCUCUUGCAGUUGAAGAAAUGUGGGUCUAUUGAACUAUUGAAGUGAUGCAAAUUUGCGUUCCAGCUUAAAAAUAUGUGCAUCACAGAUUUAUGAGAAUGUUUUUACACAUGCAGUAUUAUGGCUGGGCAAUGAGGAGCUGGUAACAGCUUACAUCCUAUGCAAUAUUAUCUUGUGGUGCAAUAAAUUAAGUUAAUGCAUAUCAAGGCCUUGGAAAUUUUAGUUAAUGAUGCCUUCAUCCAAUACUCCAAGCCCUUGGUAUGUGAAGUUUUUUUUUUUUAGAAUUUAGUGUUACUUUAUUUAACUACAGGGGGGAUUGGAAAUGGUGGUUUGGAAUUUUGAGUUUGCUAUAGACAGUUUAGAGACUAGAGGGUUUUCUUUCCCUUCUUUUAAGUGAAUUCUAAGUACAGUUAUGUGAAGUGACUCUAUCGUUGUUGCUCAUUUUAAAUAAGAAGAACCACAUGAUAAGUUCAUCAACACAUAUAAUGGAUCUUUCUCAUGGUAUGUUUUGCCCAUCUUAUUUUAGAGCUCCUUAUAUAACCAAGGAAACCACAAGAAAGUCACAAACAGGCCUGUUUGUUAAAUUGUCUAAUAUAAAGUCAAAGGAAGCUGGUAGAGACAGUGGAAACAUUAAGUUUUACCACAGCGACUUGGAGGUAGAAACAAAACAAGAGUAACAAACCUUAGUCAGGGAUAUUUGAAUGAAUAAAGGAGGAAAUGAUUGUUUAUAACUGAGUCAGUGCUGUGCAUCAGAUGUGUGUUCUUUUCACACAUUGUGCAGACCAGGAGCUCAACAUUUGCCUUCACUGUAUGGAUGGAUUUUUUUUAAGGGUAAAUGUUUUUGUAACGACGGUUUUUGUGAGUGAAGGAUUGGUGUAUUUUACAUGCCUGUUUUUAUUGCAGUUUUUUGUAUUGAUUGUGCUGUGUUGGCAUUGUAAUAUGAAAAUAAGGGAGAAUAAAGGUGAUAAGCAGUUCUCACCUCAGGUCUGUCAUAUUUUAACAAAUGUAAUGUUUAUUCAUUUUAUAUGUGAAAUAAAUGUUGGUUUGCUUUUA